Messenger RNA from Belonocnema kinseyi, 6691 nucleotides. RefSeq names its product potassium channel subfamily T member 2 (gene SLO2). Gene Ontology annotation, cellular component: membrane. Lineage: Eukaryota; Metazoa; Arthropoda; Insecta; Hymenoptera; Cynipidae. Bases 127 to 4605 code for a protein of 1492 amino acids. Gene Ontology annotation, biological process: potassium ion transport. The record is from RefSeq and is a predicted model, not a curated record. Gene Ontology annotation, molecular function: intracellular sodium-activated potassium channel activity. The transcript is spliced from 25 exons.
GGCAUGUUACUUUUUCUCUCUGCUUUUUUGGGAAACUGAGAAAAAGUGAUGAUUGAAAGUGUAGGAAGGUUGAUGAGGGUGAAGGAUCGGUAGACGAAUUGAAAUUAAAGUUGGAGGAAGAUAGUGAUGGCGAAUUCGAGCAGAUACAGCAGUUACAACUGUCUGACGAGUUGGGACAGCUAUGAUCGUAUUCCGAGAGUUCGUGUCGAGUACUAUGUGAAUGAGAAUACAUUCAAGGAACGCCUUCAGCUCUACUUCAUCAAGAACCAACGCUCGAGUCUCAGGAUACGAUUGGCUAAUCUUUUUUUCAAGCUACUAACAUGCUCCCUGUACAUUUUCCGAGUUGUCACCGACAACGAUCCUACAUACGCCGCAUGUUACGGUUGCACGGCCGCCAACAAGAGCGAAUUUCUGGUAUCGAGACUUCUCACGGGAGAAGAAUUCCAAGACAAUCCAACCAUCAACUGGGAUGCAAUUCUAUGGGUACGAAGACCUCUGGAAUUGUGGAUCGUCCAGGUGAUUCUAGCGAUGAUAUCAUUGACGGAAACGUUGCUUCUCGCCUAUCUGGGAUACAAGGGAAACAUCUGGCAGCAACUCCUGUCUUUCCACUUCAUCCUGGAGUUGGUCACAACAAUCCCGUUUACGAUUACGCUACUUUAUCCUCCAAUGAGAAACCUCUUUAUACCAGUUUUCCUGAAUUGCUGGCUGGCGAAACAUUCGUUGGAAAAUAUGUUCAACGAUUUACACAGAGCAAUGCAAAAGUCCCAGUCAGCUCUGAGUCAACAGCUAAUGAUUCUUAGCGCCACGUUACUGUGCCUUGUUUUUACGAGCGUUUGUGGGAUUCAACACUUUCAGAGGGCAGGACACAGGCACCUAAACCUCUUCCAAAGCACAUAUUACGUUGUUGUAACAUUCUCCACAGUCGGAUACGGAGAUUUUGUGCCUGACAUUUGGCCUUCUCAGCUCUACAUGGUCAUCAUGAUAUGUGUAGCACUUAUUGUCCUGCCAACUCAAUUUGAACAGUUGGCCUUUACGUGGAUGGAAAGACAGAAACUGGGUGGUUCCUAUUCGUCUCAUAGAGCCCAGAAUGAAAAACAUGUUGUGGUGUGCAGUACAACCUUACAAGCAGAUACCAUCAUGGAUUUCCUGAACGAAUUUUAUGCGCAUCCUUUGCUUCAGGACUAUUACGUGGUGCUUUUGUCACCAAUGGAGCUGGACACAACAAUGAGAAUGAUCCUUCAAGUGCCGAUCUGGGCUCAAAGGGUAAUUUACAUUCAGGGCUCGUGCCUGAAAGAUGGUGAUCUCGCGAGGGCUAGGAUGAAUGAGGCUGAGGCCUGUUUUAUCCUUGCUGCGCGAAAUUACGCGGACAAAGCAGCCGCGGAUGAACACACCAUCCUCAGGUCCUGGGCCGUGAAAGACUUUGCACCCGAUGUCCCUCAAUACGUUCAGAUCUUCCGUCCAGAGAACAAGCUCCAUGUGAAAUUUGCGGAACAUGUAGUUUGUGAGGACGAAUUCAAGUAUGCCCUUUUGGCCAACAACUGCACAUGUCCAGGAGCAUCCACUCUGGUCACUCUGUUAUUGCAUACAUCCAGAGGGCAGGAAGGCCAGCAGUCACAAGAAGAGUGGCACAGGCUUUAUGGGAAAUGCUCAGGCAACGAGAUUUAUCACAUAAUUCUAGGGGAUUCGCGAUUUUUCGGCGAAUACGAAGGAAAGUCAUUCACGUACGCCUCGUUUCACAGUCACAGAAAAUAUGGGGUAGCUCUGGUCGCAGUCAGACCAGCAGAGCUUCCGGAAUUCUACGAGGACACUAUUCUGCUCAAUCCGGGUCCACGACAUAUCAUGAAGAAGACGGACACCUGUUACUACAUGAGUAUCACCAAGGAGGAGAAUUCAGCAUUUGUAGUCGCAAAUAACCAAACUCCAGGAACUGAAUUUUCGGGAGUGGCAGUGGACCCGAAAAGAGAUAUGUCAACAAGAAGUACCAACUUCCUCUCACCAGGGGCCCCGCUAACUUCAGUGCCAACUUCUGCAGCAACCACGACAACAACUAUAUCGCCGACGGUUCCAGCUGGAGGGAAUGGUACAGCCAUGAGUAAAGGUGUUGAAUCGCACCUGCGAUAUAAAAAAAAUGUUAACGAAACAUCAGCCAGACAGGAGACCUGUAAUAACAAUUUGGCUCCCAAGGCUAUGUUGCCUCCUGUUAUCUUGCAGGUCCCCCUUAGCACGUCCACACUCCAACACCACAACCUACUCUCAUCCGAUGUCCACCCAACAUAUCUGGAUGCUGGGGGAAUGGGAGAUUCAAGACAGUGCCUGAAGGACGCAGGAUCCUCGCCACAAACACCAAUCACAGGAAACCACCUUGAUGUUCCAAGAUCAAUGGACCCAAAUCCAAACCUUCUUAGUCCCGAAAUUUUAACACAGAGAAGAGGCAGUAGAAGGCCAAGCAUACUACCUGUGCCAGAUAUGUUGACGAGUUCCACCUUAAAUCUACCUGGCCAGGAAUCUCUAGAUCACGAGGGUGAUGAGUCAGAAGAUGAAAUGGAUGACGACGUACCCUGGAGAUCACCAAGUGAAAAGAUAGCCUUUAAAGGAAUCGUCAAGGGAUUUCCGCCUGUCUCGCCCUUCAUCGGAGUUUCACCUACUCUCUGUUAUUUACUUAAGGAGAAAAAGCCACUCUGUUGCCUUCAGCUGGCCCAAGUCUGUGAGCAUUGUAGUUACAGAAAUGCGAAAGAGUACAAUUGGCAGAACAAGACCAUCAUCUUGGCUGCGGACUAUGCCAGCAAUGGUAUCUACAAUUUUAUCAUCCCCUUGAGAGCACACUUCAGGUCAAAGACGUCCUUAAAUCCCAUCAUCCUUCUGUUGGAAAGGAGACCGGAAAUUGCAUUUCUUGAUGCGAUCUCCUAUUUUCCUCUCAUUUACUGGAUGCUCGGCUCCAUAGAUUGUCUGGAUGACCUUUUGCGAGCUGGUAUCACUUUAGCGGAAAAUGUAGUCGUUGUCAAUAAAGAACUCAGCAAUUCUGCAGAAGAAGACACGUUAGCUGAUUGCAAUACUAUCGUUGCUGUUCAAACUAUGUUCAAAUUUUUUCCGAGCAUAAAGAGCAUAACGGAGUUGUCACAGUCUAGCAACAUGCGAUUCAUGCAGUUUCGAGCACACGACAAGUAUGCACUUCACCUCAGCAAAAUGGAAAAGCAAAAUGCUGAACGAAAUUUGACGACUCGUCGGUUAUCCAGUCCUAAAAGUCCACUUUUGCAGAGAGAAAAAGAGAGAGGCUCUCACAUAUCCUACAUGUUUCGGCUACCCUUUGCUGCUGGAAGUGUUUUUAGCGCCUCUAUGUUGGACACACUUCUUUAUCAAGCUUUCGUCAAAGAUUAUGUGAUAACUUUUGUUAGAUUGCUACUUGGGGUUGAUCAGGCGCCAGGAUCUGGAUUUUUAACUUCAAUGAAAAUAUCGAAAGAAGACAUGUGGAUCAGGACCUAUGGGAGACUCUAUCAAAAAUUGUGUUCGACCACCUGUGAAAUUCCAAUUGGAAUUUAUAGGACCCAAGAUACGACAUUGACAGACACUUCUAACGGUGACUCAGAUGCUGAGAGCGACGCUGGUGUAGGUGUGACGUACAAAAUACGCCAUUCGUCUGCUGCAUCCUGUUUAGCUAAUUGUACCAGAAGUGACAAGGCUUCUUCACCUGUGAGUAAAGUCGAUUACUCCGUGAGCGUUGGAGAUGAGGCCAGAGACAACCACGCUCAACAGAUCGAGCGAGCUGAGAUAGCAAAUCUUGUAAGAUCCAGGAUGGAGUCUCUAAACCUACCAACAGCCGACUAUGAUGACGUCUCCGAAAAACGGAACAGCCUCUCCUACGUGAUUAUCAACCCCAGCUGUGACCUGAAACUUGAAGAGGGCGACAUCGUCUAUCUGGUUCGCCCAAGUCCUUUUUCAGCUCAGAAAACCUUCGAGCGUCACAACUCUCGACGAAAAAGCAACAUCAGUUUCUGUUCAGCACAGCUAGUGCAACAAAUGAGUGCAGCGGUAGCAUCGGCUGGACUUCCAGGAGCCUGUCCUGGAAGCCGUCGAGGCUCCGGGAUCGGAUUGGUCAGGGCACCACCCCUCGGGACCACAAAAUCCAAUUCCCUUUCCCUACCAGACAGUCCCACCGUGGCUGGUAGCUUGAGAGGUCGUUCGAAUUCCUUACGAGUCGUCGACGACAUCCUGCUCAGACGAAGCAACUCUCUGAGGCAAGGUCUCACCGCAGUCUCUAGAAGGAAAAGCAGUUUGGAAGACAUUGGCUUAGGAGCUCUAUCCCAUCCCUCGAAUCACAAUCCCAUCAAGAUAGCAUUAAACGGUUCCAUUGGGUUGGAAGUGACACCUCCUGAAGAAGGUUCCCAAGGUGGUAGUGCUUCCAACACUGGGAUUCUUGAUGUUGGUCUACCUCCGAUACCUGCUUUCAGGAUGGGGCUCAACCCCAGCCUCAGGUCAGGCUUGGGAGGAUCCUUGGGGGGAUUGUAUGAUCCUCCUUCUAUUCAAGAACCAUCUGGACCAUCCAUCCAAUCCCCAUCCUCUUCUCAGAGCUCUCAAGACCCACAACACAUACAAGGGACUUUUGUAUGAUAUCACCUUAUGUGGGGACGCAGGCUCUCCAGUGUAGUCCGAAAUAAAAAUCAGCAAACUAACUUCAGAAAUAUUAUCUAAUUAGUUUGCUGAACUGGCAUUAGCGUUCCCACAUUAUAUAAUAGGUGUCAGUGAAAGAUGAUAGAUUAGAUAGAGGUGAUUCUGGUAGGAAUGAUCCCUAAACCUUCUUCGAGAGUCGCCGUCGUGUUCGCUGUCGUCGACUACUCGGAGUUUUGUCGAUCUGAUUUCUAUGGUUAGUGACAAAAUUGGGGGAAAUUGUUUAGUUAGGGGUAGGUUCCACGCUGGAAUCACACAUUCCAGAACUCAAUAUCAUCGAUUUUUUUUAAAACCAUCGGAAAUUGUUGGGAAAUUGCUGACUUAAAACACGAUUGCUGGUGAUCUAGGAAAGCUACAGCCAAUCUUAGAAUUCAUUUAAACCAAUAAAACUUUAAUCAACUUUACGGUUUCCUAAUAUAUGGCAACAAAUCCUAACAUGUUUACAUCGAGUUUUGUUCAUGAAAACUAAUAAUGAGCGAACCGUUGGAAUCAAUUAGAACCUAAAAAAUUCUCCAGGAGAUUCAAUCAAAGAAAGACACACUGGGUGUCCAUAAUAGAAAAAUUGAAAUAACUUUCAAACGAUUUCUUUUUCGGUGAAGUUUUCGACCAACUAUAUUUUGUCUACCAAACAAAAAAAGGCCAAAAUUUAAAGACAUAUCUGUAAUCAGUUUGUUUUGUUUAAUUCCUUCGUUGAAUCUACCUAGGGGCAGCCCACUAAAAGAAAUUCCUCCAGUUUGGUCAUAUAAGCAAACUUGAUUUAAUUUCGACAUCAGGCGACCUGAAAUUCGAGCUACCUGAUCGACACGGAGGAAGCUCCGCUGAUAGGGAAAAACCCGGGUGGUGGUGUUCCUGACACUUCGCUUCCUGGAGUUUAACAUCGUUACCUCAUCUUUGACGCAUAUACGAGAUUCAAGACUCAAAAGUGGUGCUUCACGUAAAACCGUUACAAUUUUAUACUUUGUGAGAGACAAUACCACAAGAGAAAAAAAUUUCGUCAGAAUUCAUAUCCGUGAUAGUGUCAAACAUUUAUUUGAUCCUCAAAAGUUACAAUCUGGUUUGAUUCUAAUUUCUACUUAAAAGAGCUUGAAAAAUUCAGAAUCUACUAUAUUGUUUUUUUGAGGCUUUAAUCGAAAUAGACGCUUUAGUGAAGUUUAGAUUAUAAUAACGUACUUGAGAAUGUAAAAGUGAUGAAAAGUGUGAAAAGCGACCUAAUGCAAAAUCUCGUUAAGUAGAUUAAUUUCAUAAAGCCUUUGACAUUUAAUCAGGUGGGUUUCAAAUCUUGCCAAUUCACAGAAUACUUUUUAUUACUGAAGAAAAAUAUUUUUUUGGUACUUUUAGUUGACGGUUCGACCUCUCAAUAAUAAUUAGUUAAUCCUCAUUUUUGACUAUCUUCAAAAUAAGGAUUUAGUUCAGAGUAUCUGUGACUGAGGAGAUCUUUCUCAAAGAAUUUGAUCCAAUUUUUGAAGAAGUACCAAUUAUUCAAAAUGCGAAAUUUUACUUCCGUUCGUGAAUUUAUUCAGUUUUUUGUGAAAUGAAUUCUACAUUUAAUUACUAAGUGCAUAGUGAAUGCAUUUUCACGGAAGCGGGAUCAUUUAAAAGCCAAAUAUAAACUCUUUGACCAAUUCACAAUGUUUUUCUAAUCCUGCAGCUUUAAUUAUUUGAUCGUAGAUCAUUCUUUUGAAAUUCCUUAAGACGAAGGUUGCUAUUUCAAAUAGAAAAGUUCAGAGAUGUUACUUUUUAAUUUCGCCUUUGGGUACCUUCAUGUAGGUGACAUAGAAUUGGGUACCUUGCAGAUUUUUGUACAUAUUUCAAUAAAAUAUUCAAUUUUCUAUUCGAAAAGAUUUCAAACGCCGAAUGUCAGACUUAACUAGAGCGUCAGUAUUAAAAAAUCUUUAAAAAAUAAUUCGUACCUGCUUUCAGUUUAAGUUAAAUUUUCUUCUUUUUGAUCGAUCUCAUAUUAAAUUGGGAAGUUUGAUGCUAAGGAUGUCACGGAAUUAUUUGCGACAGAAAUAUAUUGUUAAUUAAACAA